UUGAAGUUAAAAAUGAGGAGGAGGAUUAUGCACACCUAGGCAUUAACGGCGCACAUUCGAAGACUAUUUUAGCAGCUAAAACCCCCUCCAAAAUUUCAACACCAAAUCCUCCCAAACUCAAAAUCUCUGCAGAUUCUUUGAUCUGCACGAAUUGAGCUUGAUUGGAUAUUAUUCAGAUUCAACUAUCAAGAGAUUAUCAGAAGCAAAAAACUCUAAAUGGCUGACCAGAAAAAGCAAGUCACCAAGAUCAACCAGCUGCGUCCGCUGGAUGCCGGGCUCAAUCUAACUGUAAAGGUUGUCAGUGCUAAGAUGGUGGCACAGAGAGGUCGGAAUCAAGGGCGGUUCUCUGAGUGCUUGGUUGGAGAUGAGACAGGAAUCAUUAUUUUUUCUGCACGAAAUGAUCAAGUGGAUCUUGCAAAAGAGGGCAACACUCUCGUCCUCUCGAAUGCAAAGAUUGACAUGUUCAAGGGUUCGAUGAGGCUGGCUGUGGACCGCAGUGGUCGUGUUGAAGUGGGGGAGGCUGCCAGCUUCUCUGUGGACGAGAGCAACAACCUAUCGUUGAUCGAGUUUGAACGGAUCGAUGUCGUCGUCUGAGCAGCAGUUUGUCUUUCAAACUAGAAGCUAUGCAUGUGUAAGACAGUUUUGCCUAGAACUUGUACCGCCGGGGACAUGUUUUUACUAUCGCACUUUAGCUUAUAUUUAUUGAACACGUUUUCAUUA
Messenger RNA from Salvia hispanica, 720 nucleotides. RefSeq lists its product as uncharacterized. The record is from RefSeq and is a predicted model, not a curated record. NCBI's taxonomy places the organism in Eukaryota, Viridiplantae, Streptophyta, Magnoliopsida, Lamiales, Lamiaceae.